This is a messenger RNA of Fonsecaea multimorphosa CBS 102226, 2178 nucleotides long. RefSeq lists its product as uncharacterized. NCBI's taxonomy places the organism in Eukaryota, Fungi, Ascomycota, Eurotiomycetes, Chaetothyriales, Herpotrichiellaceae. Bases 1 to 2178 code for a protein of 725 amino acids. The record is from RefSeq and is a predicted model, not a curated record. Gene Ontology annotation, cellular component: microtubule; membrane; cytoplasm. The transcript has 3 exons. Gene Ontology annotation, molecular function: GTP binding; GTPase activity; microtubule binding.
AUGGCACAAGUCAGCCUUCAGACCUCCGAGCACGAAGAAAUUCUGAACCUCAUCGACAGUCUGCGACUUCAAGGCAUUAGUCGCUACGUGGAUCUGCCUCAGAUCAUUGUCUGCGGUGACCAAAGCUCCGGCAAAUCCAGUGUGUUGGAAGCGAUUUCGGGCCUCCGCUUUCCCACCAAAGACAACCUCUGCACCCGAUUCGCGACUGAACUCAUCCUUCGACGUGGCCCUGCCUCUAAAGUUGUGGUCACCAUCAUUCCGAGUGCCGAUCGCACAGAGCAAGAUGCCGAACGCCUCUCACUCUUCACCCCUCCUUCGACCUCGAUCGCCGACUUUGCAGACAUUGUCAAAUCCGCGGAGAAAGCCAUGGGAUUGGACAGUGACAACACCGUUUUCGCAAAGGAUAUCCUAAGAGUCGAGCUUUGUGGUCCAAACCAGCCCAACCUGACCCUUGUUGAUCUUCCCGGCAUCUUCUGGGCUGGUAAUCGUUCCCAAUCAGACAAUGACGCUGAGCUGGUGCAAUCCUUGGUCAAGUCGUACAUGAAGAGUAAGAGAAGCAUCAUCUUGGCAGUCGUUUCAGCCAAAAAUGACCUGGCAAAUCAAAUCAUCACCAAGCUCGCGCGCGAAAUCGACCCGAGGGGCCAGCGGACCUUGGGUAUUAUCACCAAGCCAGAUCUGCUGCAUGCUGGGUCUGACAGCGAGGCUGCCUUUGUGGAACUGGCGAGAAAUGAAGAUGUCUACUUCAAGCUGGGAUGGCAUGUUCUCAAGAACCGCGACUAUGACACCAAAGACACGACUUCCGCCGAGCGAGAUGCUGCUGAAAAGGAAUUUUUCCAAUCCCGCGUGUGGUCCUCAGCGCUGCCCAGCAGUCAGCUUGGGAUUGACAAUCUCCGUCCACGUCUCAGUCAUGUCUUGCUCGGUCAAAUUCUCACGGAGCUUCCCUCUCUGGUACGAGAUGUGACGAGAGAAUUGACUCUCUGUAAGAGCAAGUUGGCGGCGCUCGGUGCUCCCCGAGGGUCGCUCCUUGAACAACGCACCUAUCUUUUCCACGCAAGCCAGCAGUUUGUCGAUUUGAUCAAGUCUUCCGUUCGUGGUACGUACGAAGAUCCAUUCUUUGGAAGCGCAGAUACCGACAAAGGCUACAACAAACGUCUCCGUGCUGUUGUCCAACACACACUUACUACCUUCGCCGCCAGAAUGCGCACCCAAGGGCACGCUCAGGAGAUUGUCGACAAAGAAACAGAUGGGCAGUCAGAGAAAAAGCCCGGCCCACAACCCAUUUCCCGCCAGGCGUAUCUCGACACUGUCGAGGCUCGCGUGCGUCGGAACCGAGGUCGUGAACUUCCUGGUCUAUUCAACCCAUCAAUUGUGGACGAGUUGUUCUUUGAUCAAUGCAGACCGUGGCAGCACUUACUCCACGAAACAGAGGAGAGACUAGUCACCGCAGCAAGGACGACAAUCGAGCUUGUGGUAGAGCAUAUCUCUGAUUCUGUCACGGGGGACGGCAUUAUGAGAUUCCUGAUCCGACCCAACUUGGAGACCAUUGUCACCAAGUUGCACAAGAAGGUCGAGGAAGUUCUCAAACCGCACAUGAAAGGUCAUGCUAUCACGUACAAUCACUACUUCACUGAAAAUCUGCAGAAGAAGCGCCGCGACGCGGAGCGAGAAGCAUUGGUGGAGAAGUUCCGGAACUUUUUUGGCCUAGAUCCUACUUCAGAGGACGGCAGGGAUCGACUGUACAGCUGUCACAUAGAUACAGGAGCGCUUCUGGCCGCCCUACUCAAAGAUACAGAGUCGAACAUGUCUAGGUUUGCGUGUAUUGAUGCGACAAAUGCCAUGGAAGCCUAUUACAAGGUUGCGUUGAAGACCAUCGUCGACUCUUUCGGGGUGUAUGCGGUGGAACAAUGCCUUCUCAACGAAUUACCUGAUAUCUUCAAACCAGAAAUUGUCUUCAACCUGGAUGAUGCCAUGGUGACCAGAAUUGCUGGCGAGUCACCAGGAUCGCUUGCUGAACGGGAGGAGCUGAAUAAGAAGUUGAAAGUGCUUGAAGAUACCAUGACCACUCUGCGACGGAUGAGAACUGUCGGAGAACCCACAGAUGACCAAGUUUCUGAUGCCAGUUCCAACAACGACAGAGAGGAGGGCGGCAGCGCGAACCACGAAGGAGAAGACCCAUGA